UACCCUUUCUAAUGGAGGAGAACAUACAAUUAACAAAUUUUCAGCAGACAAUAAUGGGAUGUAUACGUGUGACUCAAAGCUCCUCUACUUAAAGGCAUAUGUAUGUGAAAGCUGCACAGAGGUCUCCAUUCCUUUAGUCGCUGGUAUCCUGAUAGCUGAUAGCCUGUUGACCGUUGGAGUAGCUCUUUUGGUUUACUUUGGAUGCAAGAGAAAACCUGCUAGAAGCAACGAGAUCGCACCUGGAGGCCGAAACAGAGGUAAUAGAGAGCACCCCCCACCUGUUCCUAACCCUGACUAUGAGCCCUUACAAAAAGGAAAACAAGCAGUAUAUGAUGGACUGAACAAAAAUUACAAAUAA
Molecule: messenger RNA, 358 nt
Organism: Nanorana parkeri
Lineage: Eukaryota; Metazoa; Chordata; Amphibia; Anura; Dicroglossidae
Gene: CD3E
Product: CD3e molecule
Exons: 4
Coding region: 59-358 (99 amino acids)
Biological process (GO): cell surface receptor signaling pathway; positive thymic T cell selection
Cellular component (GO): membrane; alpha-beta T cell receptor complex; external side of plasma membrane
Molecular function (GO): transmembrane signaling receptor activity
Source: RefSeq, a predicted model, not a curated record